Messenger RNA from Xiphias gladius (swordfish), 3799 nucleotides. Its product is annotated as thrombospondin type-1 domain-containing protein 4-like. Lineage: Eukaryota; Metazoa; Chordata; Actinopteri; Istiophoriformes; Xiphiidae. Gene Ontology annotation, cellular component: extracellular matrix. Gene Ontology annotation, molecular function: metalloendopeptidase activity. The coding region runs from base 176 to 2074 and encodes 632 amino acids. The record is from RefSeq and is a predicted model, not a curated record. The transcript has 12 exons. Gene Ontology annotation, biological process: extracellular matrix organization.
GCUGCACCUCCCCCAGCUCAGUUUACAAGUGGAGCUCGUAGAGAUCAGCUUUGUAGUGAGAGGGGUUUUUUGGCAUUCUCAGAGCUGCACUGAGGAAGAGGCUGACAGGAGCAGCCACUGGACUUGUGUGGAAGCCUGAGUGACUGGUUGAACAUUUCUGUGGACACAUGAGAGAAUGCUGUCAGGACUGGCUCUUCUGCUGCUCGUCUGCCACCACAUGCGUGUGCAGGGGAAGCCACGGUCACAGAGUCUAGGCUGCGAUGAGUAUCUUGGAUCGGGCAAGGUGAUGGACAAGUGCGGCGUGUGUGGAGGUGACAACACAACCUGCAGGCUGGUCUCUGGAGUCUUCAAACACAGUUUGUCCAAGAUUGGCUAUCACAAGAUAGUGGAGAUCCCAGAGGGAGCCACCAAGAUCAACGUCACAGAGAUGGUGAAGAGCCGGAACUACCUCGCCCUCCGAAGCCGAUCAGGGCGAUCCAUCAUUAAUGGAAACUGGGCUAUAGACCGACCAGGGAAGUACGAAGGAGGGGGGACCAUGUUCACCUACCGCCGACCCAACGAAAUCAGUAGCACAGCUGGCGAGUCCCUUCUCGCUGAAGGGCCCACAAAUGAGAUCCUGGAUGUUUAUAUGAUCUUCCAGCAAUCAAACCCUGGUGUUCAUUAUGAGUACAUUCUCCCCUCUGAGAAACCAGUUGGCCCUCAGCAACCAAACCACAGACCAGAAGGGAACACUGUGAAUGGGCAUGGUGGAUACGACCAUCCCAGCACCACUCACCAGGAAAACUUCAACCCAGCAGGUGGAGGGAGGUACCCUCCUCAUCUCCCCGACAACCAGGUACCCGCUGUACAGCCGCCCAGACGUGAGAGAGAGUACAACUGGAAGCAGAGUGGUGCCACAGAGUGCAGUGCCUCCUGUGGGAAAGGAUUCAGAUACUCCGUCUUCCAUUGUGUCCACCGGCUGAACCACGUCCAGGUAUCGGAGGCUUUGUGUGACAGCAGCAACAGGCCCAGUCAGCAGGAGGAGGCCUGCAACCUGCAGCCCUGCCCAGCAUUCUGGGAUAUUGGAGAGUGGUCAGAAUGCAGCAAGACCUGCGGCCUGGGCAUGCAGCAUCGGCAGGUCCUGUGUCGCCAGGUUUACGCCAAUCGCACCCUCAAUGUCCACACGAGCCGCUGCCGACACCUAGAGCGGCCCGAAACCGCCAGUACGUGCCAGCUGAAGAUCUGCAGUGAGUGGCAGAUCCGGUCCGAGUGGACUGCUUGCUCUGUGCCAUGUGGGCUGGGUCAGAGGUCACGAGAGGUACGCUGUGUCAGCAACGUGGGUGACUUUGUUCCUGAUGACGAGUGCAACAUGAAUCUGCGGCCUGUCGACUUAGAGAACUGUGACAUGGGGGCCUGUGCCAAGAGCUGGUUUUACACCGAGUGGGGCAAUAGGUGCUCUGCUGAAUGUGGGAUGGGUGUACGGACCAGGGGAGUCCUCUGCCUGACCAACCACAUCGGUAGCCUUCCUCUGGAGGGCUGUGGCAGCGAGCGGCCUGCGGAUUCUCAGGUCUGCAACAACGGCCCCUGUGAAGAUCGCAUAGAGUGGUUCACAGGCCCCUGGAGCCAGUGCUCUGCAGAGUGUGGUGCAGGCAGCCAGCAGAGGUCAGUGGUGUGUCUGAUGAAGUCAGAUGAAGGAUUCACUGUCAUGCCACUCUAUGAGUGUUCCUCCCUGGAGAAACCCCUCAGCCAGCAGAGCUGCAGCCUUAAGGCCUGUGGAGCAAAGUGGUACCACACCGACUGGAGUGCUUGUUCAAAAACAUGUGAGGGAGGUUUCCGCGUGCGGGAGGUGCGCUGCCUAUCUGACGACAUGCUGUCCAGCGAGCUCUGUGACGAGCUCCUGAGACCAGCAGAGAAGGAGGACUGCAACCCAGAGCCAUGCAUGCCCCACAUAGAUGAGAACUGCAGGGACAAGUACUUCAACUGCAACGUGGUGGUCCAGGCCCGCCUCUGCGUGUAUGAUUACUACAAGACGACGUGCUGUGCUUCGUGCUCACGAGUGGCCCACAGACAGUCGAUUCAUCGAGGCCGCAGCUAGUACUUUCCACCAGGGUCCCUCAGCUCCAUGUCGGGCCAGUCUCAGUACCUGCUGCAGGCACUCUGGUCCUGUGUCAGCCAGGGGAGUAGACUGAUGGGAGCUGGCCUAAAAUGGACACUUGGGUUUGUUUGCCAAGGACGGAAACUGAGGAAGGAACAUUGCUGCUGGCUAAUUUGCAGGCAGCUAUUGGGAUAAAGGCAUACCUAAGAACAGUGGAGGACAGGAAUCCAGUCACUGGAUAAACAGAGCCCUGGUGGGGUGAGAGAGCUCAGUAGCAAACUGAGGAACCUAAAAAACACUUUAAGGAUUAUAAUCACAACUUCUAAUAAUUCUUUUUUGUUUCAUGGGAAGCAGUUUGCAGCCGUCUUUUUUUGAAGUGGAUUACCUGUUAAGAGGUGAGCACUUGUAAACUGUUUAACAUUGACUACGUAUAGACUGUGUAUGCUCUAAUAUGGCUCUUUACUCUACAGUGCUCAGAUUUGUGGCAUGAAGUCAUAUGAAGUUGGUCCUGUCUCACCUGUAAUCAACUAUUUAACGCCCACUUUGUUGACCAAAGAUAUGUAACCUCAUUAAACUGCAGACAGUGACAGAUUCAUACCUUUUCCAUAUGAAACAAAUACUGUGCAUCAAACCCUCCACGGUGCUGAUGGUGUAUCUUUUACACAGAAUGGAUCCAUAAAGAACAAAUCUCAGAAUUUGAGUUCUUUGUGGCCCAAAUGAGGUCUCUCUGAUUGCCUAAGCAAUCCACAAACCACCUUUUUCCUUCCUGCCAUUAGGUGUAAAUGCAGCCUUUGUAAUAUGUUUGUAUAUAUGUAUGUAUGGCAAAGUGAAUGAUUAAGGUCUUUUUUUUUAAAGGUUCUCAGACAAUCCUCCAACUGAAGAGAAAAAAUGCCCUCUUUAUUUAUUUGUGUGGCUCCCCAAGGAGGACACUGGUUUAUCGACCAUUGGUGGCCCCUUUUUUGACUGCGGGGAUAAAACUUUUGCUGCCUCUCUCCACCAAUCACAGCCUCUGAACUGAAUGUAGGCAUUCCACAGCCUGCUGGAUGGUAGAAGCAGAUGGUCUGAAACCCUAAUGUAUCUUUGGGGCGUUAAAAACAAACUGUAUAUAUCUUUCUUUUUCUGUGGGAUAAGAUCAUUCCACAAUUGUAAAAUGCCUGAUACAUCACCAAUCAUAACUACAUAGAAUUAUCCAUAAAAUAUGAUUAAUAGUUGAGUGUAAAGAUAAAACAUGGCAGUAUUUUACAACUAUUCACUUGCUAUGGUAUAUGAGAGGAUUACAUUAAUAGUAAAUCCUUGUUUAUGAACAAUCCUAUUCUACGGUAACAUAUCUUUUUAAGUUCCAUUCAAAACCUGCACACGGUACCUCUCAAGUGUUGUAUUAUAGCUGUUUUAAGUUCCCUCCAAACACUAUAAAGUUACCUCUGUUCCAUAAGUACUGUAUAUGAAUCAGUGUUUAAGUUCUGAAUGACUCAAGUAUGAGAUUAAUCCAGUCGCUAAGGGAAACUACCAUUCUAAAUGUACCAACAUGAUGGCAUGACUGUUGAUUUUCCUAAAAACAAUCAAGAAGAGUGGAACUAAAACACCAGAAUCUUUCACUAUUCAACAUACGACUGCAACGAAUAAAACAUCUGUAUUUGCCUUAUUUUAGAUUUCGAGUGUUCAGCAGUUGAUUCUCAUGUACUAUUCUUGAAAUCCGCUGAAAUAAACAAACUUACUAAUUAUGAG